Messenger RNA from Paramecium tetraurelia, 333 nucleotides. RefSeq lists its product as uncharacterized. Lineage: Eukaryota; Ciliophora; Oligohymenophorea; Peniculida; Parameciidae. The record is from RefSeq and is a predicted model, not a curated record. The transcript has a single exon.
AUGGACCCUCACUCAGAAAAUUAUUAUUUAUAUGGAGAGGAAGAUCAUCAUUCAGAACAACCAGAAAAAGUAUAACUGUAGGAGAAUCUGAACUAUACAGCACCUCAAAAAAAAGAUAAGGAAGAUGAUGAAGAUAUCUUAAUUCAAAACAAAGAUCUACAAUUGCAAAAUUAAAAGACUUAGAGAAUUAGAUUAUUUAUGAGAUAAGAUAAAUUUGGCAUAAGAUUUAUUGCAAAAUCACUUGAUUCAAGUGUCUAUUAAAUUCCACUAUUUGACUCAACUCAAAAUUGCCGAAAAGUCUUUGUUUUGGACAUAUAAAAAUGCUUCAUAUGA